Molecule: messenger RNA, 2138 nt
Organism: Achroia grisella
Lineage: Eukaryota; Metazoa; Arthropoda; Insecta; Lepidoptera; Pyralidae
Product: hemocyte protein-glutamine gamma-glutamyltransferase-like
Exons: 14
Coding region: 13-2127 (704 amino acids)
Biological process (GO): peptide cross-linking
Molecular function (GO): protein-glutamine gamma-glutamyltransferase activity
Source: RefSeq, a predicted model, not a curated record
UACAGAUAAAAAAUGGAGCCACUAGUUGUGAAUGUUGUUUAUUUCUACCCGAAAGAGAACGCAGAAUCACAUAAUACAAGCAGAUAUGAAGUGGUGAAUGAUGAAAAUCCUACAACAGUAGUCCGCCGCGGACAACCCUUCAACGGCGUGGUGCGGUUCGACAGGUCCUACGAUGAGGAAACAGAUAUAAUACAACUCGUGUUCACGCUAGAGAACAAACCACAAAUGGAUACUCAGGGAUCCAUGUUCCUAAGCUCAGACGCGAUAUCAGACAACAACUCCUGGAGUGCGAAACUAACUCAAGUGCAAGGAGAGGAUCUGUCUUUUGAGGUAUUUACUCCGGUAUACGUCCCCAUAGGUUCAUGGACGCUCCGAGUGGUCACCAGGUUGAGAGACUCUAUAGAGCGCCAAAUAUACGUCUUCGAUCAGGAUAUCUACAUUCUGUUCAAUCCUUGGAACCCUGAUGACCAAACAUACAUGGAAGAUUGUAAUUUACUGCAGGAAUACGUCUUGAACGACGUUGGAAAGGUUUGGGUGGGAUCCACGAAGUCAGCAAGCGGAAAGCCCUGGGUCUAUGGACAGUUCGAUGCAUCAGUUCUGCCGGCUUGCAUGUUUAUAUUGGACAGAGCUCAAGUACCAUUCUAUCAGCGUGGAGACCCAAUUAAACUGACUCGUGCCAUCUCCCGUAUUGUGAACUCCAAUGAUGAUGCUGGGGUGCUAGUCGGUCGAUGGAGUGGGCAGUACGAAGAUGGUACAUCGCCGUCCGAGUGGACCGGAUCUGUGGAUAUACUUCAACAAUAUUUUGAGACGCAGCAAGGAGUAAGAUACGGCCAAUGUUGGGUAUUCUCCAGCGUUGUCACAACAGUAUGUCGUGCUCUGGGCAUCCCAUGUCGCUCGGUAACCAACUUCGUAUCAGCGCACGACGCCAACAAUUCCUUGAGUGUUGACAAAUAUUACACUGAGCAUAUGGAGGAGUUGGACUUCGAUCCUAACAAUCCUAGAGGCGCUGACUCCAUCUGGAACUAUCACGUGUGGAAUGAUGUCUGGAUGGCGAGACCUGAUCUCCCAGAAGGAUAUGGUGGUUGGCAAGCCAUUGAUGCAACACCACAAGAGACUUCAUCAGGAUUCUACCAGUGCGGUCCGGCUCCUUUAGAAGCUAUAAAGCAAGGAGUCCUGGGUGUGUCACACGACGUGGAGUUUAUGUUGUCGUGUGUUAAUGCUGAUCUGUUGCGCUGGAGAGUUGACCCUUAUGCUGAAUCUGGGUAUUCAGUAGUUGACACUAAUGAUUAUCACGUUGGCCGCAUGAUCCUGACCAAGAAGCCAUUCGUGUUUGAUCCCAUCGGUGAUGAAGACCGCGAAGACAUUACCGACCAGUACAAGUACAGAGAGGGCACCGUCUCCGAACGUAUCGCCCUCAUGAACGGAAUACGGUUCUCGGAAAGAGCUAAGAGGUAUUACUCGUUGGCUAGCAACCUCGCAAGUGACGUCACAUUCAAGCUACGCGAGCUGGACAGCGUACCAAUUGGCCAGGACUUCAGUGUCGUUGUUGACAUACAAAACAAUUCUGAUGAGGAACGCAACAUAAAGGUAUCUCUAUCCGCCUUCAGUGUGUUCUACAAUGGUGUCAGAGCUGAUGUCGUUAAGAAAGUUGAAGGGAGGAUCUUCAUAGCACCAAAUACGAGUGAAGAAAUAAGCAUACAAGUAACAGCGAGUGAGUAUUUACCGAAGUUAGUGGAGUACUGCAACAUGAAGAUAUCGGCGAUGGUGAUAGUUGAAGAGACCAAGCAGUCCUGGGCAGAUAAUGAUGACUUCCACAUAAUCAGACCCAACAUUAAUAUUCAGUUCAAUGAAGACUUGAUGUUCUGGCAACCAGCCACUGCGGUGCUGUCAUUCGACAAUCCAUUGGAGUUCACUCUGACCGGUUGUGAGUGCAGGCUGGCAUCUUCAGGUAUAUCAGGCCGCACUCUUCGCCUUCCUGUUGGAGAUGUCGACCCUCAGGGUCAGUUCGCUGUUGAAAUACCCAUCCAGCCUAGCAGACUGGGUAAUGUUAACUUCGUGGCGACAUUCACAUCGGCUGAACUAAAGGAUGUACAUGGCGCCGCUAGCGUGGAGGUGUAUGAUGGAUAAAACGCUUUACU